This is a messenger RNA of Oenanthe melanoleuca, 5420 nucleotides long. RefSeq names its product LHFPL tetraspan subfamily member 3 (gene LHFPL3). NCBI's taxonomy places the organism in Eukaryota, Metazoa, Chordata, Aves, Passeriformes, Muscicapidae. Bases 207 to 941 code for a protein of 244 amino acids. Gene Ontology annotation, cellular component: plasma membrane. The transcript has 3 exons. Gene Ontology annotation, biological process: sensory perception of sound. The record is from RefSeq and is a predicted model, not a curated record.
CCCGAUAGGCGGCGGCGGGCGGUGCCGGUGCUGCCGCCGCUGCCGCGGCUGCUGGUGCUGGCGCGGAGCCGCUGAAGCCCGGCAGAGGGGCUCGCCGGCUCUCGCACGCAGCGGCGGCGGCGGAGCGCGUCGCGUCAAGCGGAGGGAGCGAGGAGGAGGAGGAGAAGGAGGAGGAGGAAGGGGAGGGGGGCACCUUCUCGGCGAGGAUGCCCGGAGCGGCUGCAGGGACGGCGGCUACAGGAGCAGGCUCGUCAGGAGCGGUAGCAGCGGGGAUGCUCCCAGCUCAGGAGGCUGCCAAGAUCUACCACACCAACUACGUACGGAACUCGCGGGCCAUCGGCGUGCUCUGGGCCAUCUUCACCAUCUGCUUUGCCAUCGUCAACGUGGUGUGCUUCAUCCAGCCGUACUGGAUCGGGGACGGCGUGGACACCCCGCAGGCGGGCUACUUCGGGCUCUUCCACUACUGCAUCGGCAACGGCUUCAGCCGGGAACUCACCUGCCGGGGCAGCUUCACGGACUUCUCCAGCCUGCCCUCGGGAGCCUUCAAAGCUGCGUCCUUCUUCAUCGGGCUCUCGAUGAUGCUCAUCAUCGCCUGCAUCGUCUGCUUCAUCCUCUUCUUCUUCUGCAACACAGCCACCGUCUACAAGAUCUGUGCCUGGAUGCAGCUGACCUCGGCUGCCUGUCUCGUCCUGGGUUGUAUGAUUUUUCCUGAUGGCUGGGAUUCAGAUGAGGUAAAACGGAUGUGUGGUGAAAAGACAGACAAGUACACGCUGGGGGCUUGUUCAGUCCGCUGGGCCUAUAUCCUGGCAAUUAUUGGAAUCUUGGAUGCCCUGAUCCUCUCAUUUCUGGCAUUUGUGCUUGGAAACAGACAAGACAGCUUGCUAGCAGAGGAGCUCAAGUUGGAAAACAAAGUCCUACUAAGCCAAUCCUCACUAGAAUGAGCACAAAACAAAUGAAUAACAGCUUUUGUACAUCAACAUUAAAAUGGGAAGAAGCUUGGGAAAGGGCCUCCAACAGAGAAGAACGCUGACAAGUGCAAAAAUGCCUGAUGGAUAAGCAUCACCUUCUAAACAUAGAUCAGCCAGACAUGGAAGUGAUUUCAGAAGAGAAAUGCAAUCAUGGAUUACACACCAGCUCAUUAGAAACUGUUGCUGAAUACAGCAUCCAGAAGACAUGCAUGAAAAGUCACAUUUGGGGAAUAAAUUAAAAGGGGUGUAGUUGUUGCUAGAUAAACAUAUGUAAUAUAUAUGCAUUGAAGAGGUUUGUAAAUGUCAUUUUUUUAUUCAGACGGAAAGCAAAAAGCUUUAAAAUCUUUCACAGUAGAGAGGCAGUUAACUUCAGCCUAUUCCUAUCCCAGUAGCCAAGAAGCUGUUAGGACAUCUCUCUUAAAUUAGCAUUUAUAGACUCUGAAUGUUUCCAUCACCUAGUGGAAAAAGCAUAACUUUUACUGCUACAUUGCUGCACCUCAUUUACUUCACUGUAUAAGUUGACUAAAACUGUAAAGCUUCUCAAUUUUUACUGCAUAUGUGUUCCAAUUAAUAUGACUGUAACAAACUUAAGACUCAUAAAUUAUUUCUGACCUAUAUUCUAGUUCUAUGAAGCAUAUAUACUCUAAGGUAUGUCUGACUGAAUAUCAUAAUGCUAUAAUUUCCCAAGAUGCAUAGAAUUGUUUGUAUUUGAAGUGACAAAAUAAAACCCCUCGAAUUCUUUUUUAAUAGGAGAAAGUAAUUUACCCCUUAAAUGUAACACAGUGUUGCUCACUUCAGUGGUAUUUCUUCUCCCUGUUCUGCCAUGCAACUGUGGAGUGACACUCUGGCCCAUGCUAAUGCCAAUCAGACAAGGUAAUCCACUAAGACCUUCUGGCCUUAAGUUUAAACUCAAUACAACUCAAUAAACCCUUGAGUUUAAACCCAAUACAAAAUUUAAGAGACUAGUAAGCAAAUACAUGUUGCAAAUAGCCAUGUGAGGGCUGGAUGCAAAUAGCCCUGGGGCACUGGUGGGGAACUGAUUCCCUCCCCAGGUCCCAAAAAGCACUCUCAGAUCCAGAAGCCACUGAGAAGUAAAACAGGAGUAGCAGAAUAUGAAGAAAGAAGGGCCUGGAUGCCAAGCACAGGCAGAGAGGAACAGCAGGAGGCAGGGACCCCUCUCUGCCCCUCUCCAACCUUCCCACCAAGGCACAGGACUCACGGCUCAGGACUGGCCCUGAGCACCCUGCUCAACAUGACUCAAGGCUCUCCUGUGUAUCACAGCUGAAUCCAGUGCAAAAUGAACAGUGCAGUGCAGAGUCCUUCAGGGCUUUUAAAGCCUGUUGCUUAAUUCUUUGGCUUUCAGGGGAAGUGGCUAAAUAACAAUCAAUUGCUAGUGUUCAUCCCAAAUAAUCCAAAACACUGAAGGCACGAGGUAAACAUGAGUUAAAACUGUUUAACUAUUGACUGCACAACACAAAUUAUUCCAGAAUUUAGUGCAUGAAUCUCAAAAAAUUUAUUUUACUUUUGAAAGAAAAAUUAUCUUUAAGCAAACUGCCAGUAAAUGAAUACAGGGAAUUCGAUAAUUUUUCUAUCUAACUACCAAGGUACCAAUAUGGCACUGACUUCACUUGGGUGUCAGCCAAGUAAAUUUAUGUGUGAAUCUAGGCAGCAUUUAAAAAAAAUAAAUUACAUUUUUUUAAAUCUCAAUCUACUCUUUUAACUGGAUGUACAAAAUUCUCCUGACUUCUAAAGGACCAGGACUAGCUGGUCAAAAGCCUCACCCAAAUCAAUCAACCACCAUAAACAUCUUCCCAGAAUCUGCUAUUGACCUGAAGGGGAUGGAAGGCAAAAAUCAAGUCGUUCACACAUGAGACAGCAUAAACACAUCUAAGGGCCCACUUCAGACAGGUUUUUAAAUCUGUGAUUAGUCCAACCAGUGUCAGCUGGAAAAUGCACAUCCUCAGGGGCUGGAUGCAUUCAGGAGUCCCUGUUAAGUGGUGCCUCAGUGAAGCCCAUCCUCAUCCUCUGCUCUUGUUGGCUCACAACCACACUCACACCUCAAAGCCUGUCAAAGGGUUUGUUAUGAGGAUGUGCUCUCAUAUCACCAUCUUCAUUUGCUCCUUCAGUUUACCUCUAUCCCACAUUAUUGCAGUCAUGGCACUUCUGCUGUGACAGAAAUCACCAAAACAGGGUUUCUCUGUAUGAUAUUGUUUUGUUUAGCAUCAUGGUGGUGGUGCAAUGUAAAAGCCCUUUCUAAAUAUACAUAAACAUUGCCAAAAAAGUGUCAUCACAAGACAUAGCAACCCUGUCAGGGCAGCUCAGUGAAUAUGUACAACUUGUACACAGUCAGAAGCAGAGACAUACCAGAAUGUACAUCAUUAAAUGUUGACUCAGUAAGAAUAGUAUGUUCUAUCUUUUUAAAUGUUACCACUUUCCCAUCCCACUCCAUUGUAACUUGUCAAUUGUAAUUUCUUUUUAAGUCAACAAACUGUAAAGAAAACUGUUGAAAUACCUGAUUUUCUGUAAAAGUAAUAACAACAAUACUUUUUGUUACUUCAAAGUAUGCUUGGUAUUAAAGUACCUAAUAAAGUUCAACAAUGACUUUUGUAGCAUACUAAAAUAAAGUGUGAUAGUGCUUUUCUCCAGCUCAUCUGUGGGAAGGGCAGCUGUUGUUGGGAUUACUGCCCUCCUAAACACAAGCCUGGACACCUCCUACACAUCUGUACCUACAGAGAUGCCUCAGGUAUGUAAAGUCCAAGCAGAAUGGGAUCCCUUAAUGAGAGCAGGGAUUUGUAUGCAUGGGUGGAAUUGCUAGUAGAACCUUGUUGGUAAGUCAUCUCCACCCUCUGGUACCUGCCUACAUACCUAUAAGUGGGCAACAACAUAAAGUUGCUAAUUACACUGUUUGGUAUAAAACUAGGGUUUAUAGUAAGAGAAAGAAGAGUAUAAUUAUUUAUAAGUUAAUUAUGAUUAAAUAGAGAACUUCCAGGUUUUUAGGAUGCUGUUCAUUUUUAUAGGCAAUGCAUUUCAGUUAUUUAUAAAUUGGGAAUCCCGAACAAGUGAUUUGGAUGACACAGUGAAGCUCAGAAGUUUAUCACCCCCUGAUUUCAGUACAUGAAGGCACACUGGAGCCAUCAGGGGCUGUCACAUCAUUCCAGAUUUUGCACCAGCAAGAGGUAAGUACUUCCUUGUCAAAGAGAUGCUAGAUUUGCCUCCAUGCUGCUGAUGCAGCAGUAUCUGCAUUUGGAGAUGCUCUAGAAAUUACUGUGACUGGGGUCUAAUGAUGCCCAAACUCCCAGGCUCUGACACAUUUCGAUUGCAGUAACAGAUCAGCUUCCCUCACACCAUCCAUCUUUCCCUGCUCUAGGGAGGAAAAUGUAAUGCUGGGCCCAGCAGCUUUCUGUCUGUUUUCACUGUUAGUCUGAUAUCCUUCAAACAUUUAAAAGUUUUAGUAGUUUCAUCCAAUUCUCUGAGCAUUUGAAAUGGAAUAAGAUCUAGACAGUUUAAAAUAAAGAACCCACCCCAGAUUCAUCCUAACUAGUUUACACAUUGAAAAGACAGCCAUAUGCUGAACAGGUUCUGAGGUAGUGCUAGAAAGCAACACUUCUUUCCCUAUGAGCUAAAGUCAAGAGAUUUACACAUUUCUCCUUCCCAAGGAGCUCUGUGCAGGAUGGAAUGUGUUGGAGUAGCUGGCAGUACCUGCACACAUUGCACAUGCAGCCAUUCCACCUUGGUCUGUGAUCCUCAUUGGCCCACAUUAAUACCUUGAGAGGAGGCUUUCACAGAGGCCUGGAAUUCUGCAGAAGGUAGAAUAUGUAGUUUAAAAAUCCAUUCUCUUCCCUUUAGAUCAAGUAAUGUUUGUGUCAUGGUGCUGGAAACACAAAGCCAAGGCUUGCAGUGAUCAGAUACUGACGUGAUGCUUCCUAUUACCCACCUGUCUCUUAAAUUUUUGCUUAGUGUUACUUUAUGCUGCCUUCUGAAAUGUCUUUUGCAUUUUAAAAAGUAAAGUGAUACAGCCUCCCUUUCUUCCAGAUAGUCUCAUAACCCCACAGGGAGUGGGGGGCAGUUACCCAGCCUUUCCACUUCACAAAGCAAGGAGAAGUACUGCCUCUGCAAGAGGCAAAUCUCCAGGGAAAAAGGCAGACACAUUGUACUCAUCAACUCCCAGGAGGAGAUGUGGCCUAAUUGCCUAUGAGACACUACAAAGCUCUUCUCCUUCUGAAACUGCUCCAAAAGUUGCUGCAAAGCUUCCUGAGAUCACCAGUGUGAGACCAGCCUCCAAGUUUGAACUUGGGAAAAGUCACUUGGGAAAACAGCCUGGAGUGAAGAUGCUCCAAAAAUCUAGGAACUGGGGUUGAAUAAACCUCCACAAACCUGUUUUAAAUUGGUAUAACAACAUGGAUUAUUACUCCUGAUUUUGUCAAGUGCAAGGUAGAUUUAUGUUAGCCUGAU